AUGCUCGCCAGCAGCCAGGGCAAGGCAGCCACCAUGAAGACGGCCCCGAGCACAGCAGAACACACACGAAAGUCCAGUCUAGGAACUGCGGCGUCAACCUGGUCGCGCAACACACGAUACACCUUGCGCAUUCCACUCCUCGGCCGACAAAUUCACGUCUCGUCACGCCGAAUCUGCCGACAAGUCGAGACGGUCAUCUACGUUCCGUCAAAGUCGUACCGCAGUUUCCACGAAUUGGAGCAGGAUGUCUGCAGCGCAAUCUUUGGGGCCCUGUACGAGCAAGGCGAGAAGACCGGUUUCGCCAUGUAUGCAGAAAUGGAAAUCCUAUACAACACCCAAGACAACCAGUCAGGCUAUUUGUCACCAAAACGCGAGAGAGCCACUCUGGAUGAACAUAAUUGGGAGGAUAUCAUAGAACUAGUCUUGUCUGGCGAAGCCAAGAAGGUGGAGCUGAGAGCGAACUGGCAUAGGUCAAAGGGAUCGGGCCAGCCAUCCAAGAACAUGUCGACUACACAAACACCAUCGAACUUCCCGGUGCAUAAGAGUAUGGAGAGAUUGUCGAUGGGCCUUCCCAGUCCGGCCAGAAGCAGUGGAAGUGUCAGCCCAAGACGUUCAGAGACCAUGUCGACCAGGAGGAGCUCAGGAAGCGAACGUGACGACAGUCCGGUUAGCAGGACGGACAGUGGAUUCGGACAGAUGCCAGAACUGUCGAAGUGA
Messenger RNA from Aureobasidium pullulans EXF-150, 717 nucleotides. RefSeq lists its product as uncharacterized. The record is from RefSeq and is a predicted model, not a curated record. NCBI's taxonomy places the organism in Eukaryota, Fungi, Ascomycota, Dothideomycetes, Dothideales, Saccotheciaceae. The transcript has a single exon. The coding region runs from base 1 to 717 and encodes 238 amino acids.